Molecule: messenger RNA, 7025 nt
Organism: Pelobates cultripes (western spadefoot toad)
Lineage: Eukaryota; Metazoa; Chordata; Amphibia; Anura; Pelobatidae
Source: the annotation of a GenBank genome assembly
AUGAUCUCCCUAUUCAUGCUGUCAGUGAUGGGCAUUAUUACAAGUUUCUGGGAUACUAUGAAACUCAUUUUGAAAUAUAUGCAGAUACAUUCUUUUUGGUCCUUGGGUUUCCAGAACGAUUCUCCUCCAAGAACCAAACUGAGAUUUCUGGAACCUGACAGAGUGAUUCCUACCAGUGUCAAUUAUCACUUCACCAGGCAGUGCAAUUAUAAAUGUGGAUUCUGCUUCCAUACAGCGAAAACAUCUUUCGUGCUACCCCUGGAAGAAGCCAAGAAAGGACUUUCCCUGUUGAAAGACGCAGGUAUGUCAGCAAAAGUUGUGAUGGUUUUUCUAUCAUCUGCUACUGUUUUUAUUGUUGGCAUUUAUAUAGCGCCAACGUAUGCUGCAGCACUGUGCAAUAUAAUAAAAAGGGGGAAAUUUUACAAUAAAUGAGACAAUUACAAUAUGUUACAAUAGGUUGAUGAUGACUCUGCUCAAACAAGUUUACAGCCUACAGGUGUUACUUUGUAUAUAUAGAUAGCUAGUCAGGGGUUUAUCUGCUAAACAUUGGGCAGGGGGGAUUAUCUGCUAAACAGUGAAAAGUUUAGUGAAUCGUCAAAGAAGAGAAAAACUUUUAAAAGAUCUAAUUUGUGAGUAAAGACACUUUGUGGCCAUGUUAAGCUAUAUUUUUAGUUUGGAUGUCAAUUCUCUUCACUUCUCUCUGUCUAAGGGACUAAUUCUGUUGGAUGUAUUUACUAAGGUCUGCAUUGUAGCUAGUUCUAAAUCCAAAUGGAAACAUUUAGGCUAAAUUGCAAUUUGGGAUAAUAAAAUUCACCUUUACUCUAUAAACAGCUUGGAUAUUUUACUCUUAUUUUUUAUUAGGAUUUCAGUUUGUUAAAGGACCACUAUAGGGCCAGGAAAACAUACUCGUUUUCCUGGCACUAUAGUGCCUUGAGGGUGCCACCACCCUCAGGGUCCCCCUCCUGCCGGGCUGGAUGGAGAAGAAGGGGUUAAAUUUACCUCUUUUUCCAGUGCCGGGCGGGGAGCUCUCCUCCUCCUCUCCGCCUCCUCUCCGCCUCCUCUCUGCCUCCUCUCCUCUUCUUUGGCUGAAUGCGCAUGAGCGGCUGGAGCGGCGCACGCAUUCAGCCAGUCCAUAGGAAAGCAUUCACAAUCAAUUCACAGUGAGAAGUGCGUAAGCCCUCUAGCAGCUGUCAAUGAGACAGCCACUAGAGGCUGGAUUAACCCUAAUUUAAACAAAGCAGUUUCUCUGAAACUGCUAUGUUUAUAAAAAAAAGGGUUAAACCUAGCUGGACCUGGCACCCAGACCACUUCAUUAAGCUGAAGUGGUCUGGGUGCCUAUAGUGGUCCUUUAAUAUUCGAAGUUUGGUGAAUAAUCUCAUGGUCAAAUAGUAUUUUUAUAGGUGUGAAAUUCCUGCUUGAAUAAAAGUGGUUGAAUUAAGGAUGACGGAUAUUUGCACAAAUUUGCAUGAAUAAGCACUUUUUCUUGAGAAAUUUUAUUAAUCUUUAUUAAGAUAAGUCACACUAAGCGCUCCACCAACUACUGUUGAAGUUACUAAAGGAAUAAUGUUAAGGUGUUUGAACAGCUAAUCUAAAUUAUUGUUUACAUAAUCACUCAUUUAUAAAUUUAAAAGUCUUUAAACCACAUAUGACUAUCCCCCCGCCCGUCCUCUGUCUGUAUGUCUGUCAAGGCAUCCGUCUGUCUAUCUAAAGCUGUAUUUACUGAACCAUAUUGCUAUUGCAAACUGAUUUAAUGAUUGCCUGCAUCUAAAAUAUCUUAUUUAAAAAAACAAAAACAAAACCAGCUUUGCUACAGAAGCAACUUGGAUAUUUUAUUCUUAAUUUUCUUCAUUAGGAAUUCAGUUUGGUAAUAUUUGAAUUUUGGUGACUGAACACUAAGUCCUAGAGAAUUCUCAUGGUCAGAUAGAACAUAUAGGUGUGGCUUUAAUUGAUAUGGUGACAGGAGUUAUUGGACACUGUCCCAGAGUGAAACUGUAUUUGAAUAAUUUGACACUUACCUAGGUGCAAUUUCUCUUCUGUUUUUCUAUAAUAUCACUAAGCAAUAGCAAUUCUAGUUUGGAACAAAUGUUUGUCCAAAGUUGUCAAAAUGCUAAUGCAAAAGGAGAACUUCAGCUUUAACAAUAUCACAGGAGACCAAAAUCACUAUGGGUACCCAGGGAACCCAGGCAAGAGUCAAACUGUUUAAUAAUGGUUAUGAUACCAUAACUAUUACAACACAUUGUAGUGCUUAUAGUGAUUAGAGCUCCCUUUGAAUUGGGUAACCUUCCUGAAGCUGGCCUUGUUGUCUAAAGACAAAGUAUCAAGUUGUUUUACUUUUUUCCCUUUUGUCUUCCUUUGUUUUAGGCAUGGAAAAAAUAAACUUCUCAGGAGGAGAACCAUUCCUUCAGGAAAGAGGACAUUUUGUUGGGAAGAUGGUUCAAUUCUGCAAACAGGAAUUGAAAUUGCCAAGUGUCAGCAUUGUGAGCAAUGGGAGUAUGAUAACCGAGAGGUGGUUCAAAAUGUAUGGUAAGUACAAGAAAUGUAUUCAAUCUAUUAUUUUUUUUAUCUCUAGCUUUAUUUGUGCCCUAAUUAUCAUUUUUUAUUAUACACCAUUUUGGGGGGAAAAGUAAGGGAUUUCUGAAAUUUCGGGUGCUCUUUCCAACAGAAAAGUCAUUUUGCAUAACUUUUUUCUGCCACCAUAAAUUUGUUUGUCUUUUGAAAUUACAAAUUACAAUGAGUGAAAAACAAUGUAUAUCACCUGUUCACUUUAUUUAACUGCUCCAUAAUGACACCUGCGCACAGGCAUGACUAAACUUGGACAACCCCUCCUGUCGUGGCUGCACCGCUUCCUCUUUAGACUCUGCGUUUUCCUCGUAGAACACCACCUCUUAGUAUUUCAUCCUUUUAAGCACACCCACUCUUACUGAGCCAUACAUGCACUUAUUGGCACAAGCACUGAUUCACUGACAGACAUACAGUCAUUGGCUCCCACACUGUUUAACCAACACACAGUUUCACUAAAAGACACACACUGACACACCCACUCACUGACAGAACACACUCUCAGAUAUAUAUACACUCAAUGACAGACACACAUCCUCACUGAUUUGACACACUCUGACAGACACACACACAUUCACUGACAGACACUCACUGACAGACACUCACUGACAGAAAUAAACACAUUGACACAUACACACUCACAGACACAUACACACACUUCCACAACCCAUUGAUUUGACACUCAGUAACAGACACACAUAUUCACUGACAGACACACACACACACACAUUCACUAACAGACAGUGGAGUGCCUGGACCCUUUUUCUAAUACUGGUAUUUAUUAUCUUCUGGGCUUGUGCUGGCCUUGGUUCAGCUAAGCACCCUCUCUUAAGUGAAUUGAGUGUGGUUCUUUUUUCAUUUUUGCAAAGACACACACUGACACUCUCAUAGACAUCACUGACAGAUACACACACACACACACACUUUCUCUCUCACACAUGCUUACACACUUUUUUUAUUGUUAUGUUCCUUUAUGUUCACCCAGCCUCUAUCUUUGUCCCUGGGGUCCAGUGUGACUGCUGUGGGGAUCCAGUGUGGCGGCAGGGUGUGUGCGCAAUGGAGUCGCCGAGGGGUCUGUAAUCUUCUUGGGAGCAGAGCAAGAAGAUUACAGCUCCCUCACUGGCUCCAUUAUGCACACACCCGCCCUCCCCGCUGGGGCCUAAGGCAGCUCUUGGGCACCCCUUGACAGGCAGAAGUCAUGGAACACUGGGAGAGGGGUGUGUCCAAGUGGGCUUACAGGCUGUUUUUUGCCACCUCCUUGAAAGUACCACCAAUGGGAAUUGCCUUGUUUGCCUUGGGAAGAAUACAGUGAUGCCUGCACACAUACUUGGUGAUGAUGGACAAACAGGGCAUGCCCACCUUUUACAUUUCCCACAAAUCACCAGUUCACUUUAAUAACAGUGAAGACAGGAUAUUGCUGGACUCCUCUCUAGUAUCUUAAUAUAUAACUUUUAAAAUGUAUAUAAUAUAUAUUGGUGCACUUAAUGACAAAAUUAAAUUAUACUGGAUAGUAUUGACAGGAAAUUAUAGUGGAGGAAGCACAUAGCAAUAAUGCCUGUCACAAAUACAAAGAUUCUCAAAAGAGCAUCACUCUUGGGUUAAACAUAGAAAGAUUUUACAUUUGCAUUCUUGUAAUAUGUAAAUUAUUAUCAUUUUUAGAAUUAGGCAACUGCCCCGCUUUACUUAAAAUUGUAUUCCUGUGUAUUCUGGAAAAUUUGCUGUAGUAAAACAAUUAAAAAUGACUUGUAUGGCACUACUGAUAUUAUUUUUUGUUGAGUCAUAUUUAUUGUAUUUCAUUGUUUUCUUUUCUUUUCUUUUUUUUGUUAGGUGAAUAUCUAGAUAUCCUUGCUGUAUCAUGUGAUAGCUUUGACGAGGAGGUGAACAAAUCUAUAGGCCGGGGUCAAGGAAGCAAAAAUCAUGUGGAAAAACUAAUGAAGAUCAGGAAAUGGUGUCAAGAUUACAAUGUGGCUUUCAAAAUAAAUUCUGUCAUUAACCAUUUUAAUAUGGAUGAGGACAUGAGCGAGCAAAUUGCACAGAUAAACCCAAUACGCUGGAAGGUACAUUAUCCACUAUUAUGGAUUACUAUUAUGUUAAUGAAUUCAUGGUAUAAGGAUUUAAUUUUGUUUUAAAUUGUAGGCAUGGAGCGAUCUGGUUUAUAAUGUUGGGAUCACUUAUUUUUCUUCUUAUCCAUUUAAUGUUACCACUUCAUCCCAACAUGUAGGGCCCUCCCAAAACACGUGUACCCUGGUAAAGACACAGUGUGACCCGAUCACUUACAAAAUGCAUUAUGGCCCCGAAGAUGCCUUAUAUUGAAGUCAGUCCAUUUUCUAAUCUGAGAAGACCCAAACAUUGCUUUUCUCACCUCAUGUUCUGUGGGCAGCAAGAGUAGUACCCAGGUGGAGACAAUCAGCUUACCCUUUUACUCAAUCCAUUGCUGAUAAUAUAAUUUUUUGCCAAUGCUAAUAAUGCUAUGGUGUUUUUACCCUCCUGUAUGGUAUAUUAUGCAUACUACACCUACCCUGAAUGCAUCAAUCACUUGUUUUUAAAGUAAAAUGUGAAACUAAUAAAGCAUUGCUCUCCUGUUGCAUUAUAUUAAAACGAGCACCUUGUAUUUACAGGUAUUUCAGUGCCUUAUUAUUGAGGGUGAAAAUUGUGGGCAAGAUGCCUUACGACAAGCUGAGAAAUUUGUCAUCAGUAAAGAAGACUUUAAAAAUUUUCUGAACCGCCAUAAAGACAUUAAAUGUUUAGUUCCUGAAUCUAAUGAACAGGUAUUUUCUGUUUCUUUUAAUUACAUUUAUUGUCCCCAGUGGCAUCUCUAGUCCUAAUAUAGUUAUAUUGGUACGAGGAUGUAUGUUUGCCUCUCAUACCAGACUGGUGGUGUUAUUACAAUUUUUAAAAUUAUCUUUUUUUUUCCCAGGAUGAAAUAUUUUUCUUUGUUGUUUUUUUUUUUUUUUUUAAAGUUCCUCUUUUGUUUGUUUGGUUUGUUCAUUAAUCAAACCUUACGUCUACCCUGAAGCCUUCAUAAAUGUCCACCUAUGUCCACCUAUUAAUAACAUUCCACGUACAUGAUUAGGCCUCAUGGACGAUACGUUGUAUCUUUUUUUCUUUAUCUUUAUGGUUUAAGAAACCCUUUCUUUUUUUGUGCACUACAAUGUGAUGCAUGUGGACCUCUAUUCACAGCUUUUUUAGGGUGGUUUGCAGACCUCUAACACAGUGCUCCUCUGUACUUUUUAUUGUAUCUCAACACCACUUAGAUACUGGUCUAUGUUAUUAGCUCAACCCUGUUUUGAGGUCAGUAUAGUCGUGUAUUUUCCAGAUUUGCCUUUUUAAACCAUAGUGAGAGGAAGGGGCCACAGCGAGCCACUGACUCAUCAUUUAAAAUAUGAUAGUCCAUUUGAGCCAUUUUUUUUUAAUCCACUUCCAUAGCUUUUAUAUACACUUAUAUAGUUAUAAAUGUAAUGGCUAUCAUAUUAUAACUCAUCUAUUAUAUAUUAAUAUAUUUUUUAUGUUUUUAUAUUUUCCACAGAUGCGGGAUUCUUACCUUAUCUUGGAUGAAUACGUAAGUUAUUUACGAUCACAAUUAUAUAGUUUAUGGUCAUUUUGAUACACACCAGUGUCCAUUAGUGGACAGCAAAAAACAUUUAAAACGUGUAAAAAAUUACCACUUAAGUUAAAAACACACUCCUGUCCUUUAAAACUCUGGCAACCUUGUGAAUAUUUUUUGAAUAGCAGAGUUUAACUACCUUGAGGCUUUCAGGAACUUGGGUCCUCAUUUUCAUGACAACCUGUUUUUUUAAAAUGUUUUGUUCACCUCUUGUUUUCUCACCUUUUCCUCCUUCUAUCCUACCCUUUAAGGGUUGUUCCUUAAUUAGAGUAUUGUUAUGUUUAAUUAGUCAAAACUUACGUUAAAUAUUCCUUUAAUAUGUGCCGAUGCUAUUAUCCAACCUUGUCACCUUGUUACCAAAUAAAAAGAAUGUUCUAAUUAUUGAACUACUGAACAUUGGAUAUACAUACCAUUUUUUUUUCUAUUUUUUUUCUAUUUGAUAUCAUAAAAUAUUUAACAAAUCACAUUUUUACAUUUUCAGAUGCGUUUCCUGGAUUGCAGAAAUGGGCGAAAGGAUCCUUCCAAAUCCAUCCUGGAUGUGGGAGUUGAAAAUGCAAUUAAAUUUAGUGGAUUUGAUGAAAAGAUGUUCUUUAAAAGAGGAGGAAAAUAUGUUUGGAGCAAAGCAGACUUAAAGUUGGACUGGUGAUGGUGUAACUAUGGCAAAGGAUAAAAUUGACUUUUUUUGGUCAAUGUCAAGCAGUACUGAGAGAGCACUGACAAUUAUUUUAAAUCUACCUUAAAUAAUACAGAGGAACACUACAUUAUUUUCCCCUUUACCUCAUGGGCACAACUUAGAAACAUAGAAUGUGACGGCAGAUAAGAACCAUUUGGCCCAUCUAGUCUGCCCAAAGGUCAUCUUUGC